UUUUUACUAUUACACUCCUUUAAUCAGGUAUAUAGGCAUGACUAAUGUGUUUUUUGUGUGCGUGUUUCAUGAACAGGUAUCAACAUGUAUGAUGUACGUGAAGAACUAUGUAAGGGUGUCGUCAUAGGCGCAGGAGGAGUUGUGACUGUGAUCUUCACACCUGUUUUACUGGGCCUCUUGGGUUUCACCAAAAUUGGAAUAGCAGCAGGCUCCAUUGCUGCCAAAAUAAUGGCAUGGUUGGGAGUCGUGCCAUCAGGAAGUCUGUUUGCAUUUUUGCAAUCAAUAGGUGCAACUGGUCUGACAUUGACUUUAGCUGGAUAUGUAGCCAGCUUUGGAGGAACAAUGGGGUGGAUGCUAUCAGCCAUUUGUAACCAAAAUAAUACCACUUCAACCUAAAGAGAUAAACAGCAUGGACACAGGCUGUGUGUACUCUUAAAUAACACAACUAUUCCUGUAGGUGACUGUUUCUGUUUCUGUGAUCAAUCUAAUCAUCUUAUUUAAAUUAACUUUUCAUGCAUCUGCCAUACAAACUCUGCAUAAAGCAUCUUUCAGGUAAACAUAAGAGGUUGCUGAACACAGUGCGCUAAACAUUGUAUAAGAAAUGAAGAAGAUGCUGCCUGGUGUUGACUCAGGAAGUUCAUUGACUCUGAUAAAUGAUCGAUUUGAUACCAUUUGAGUGAAUGUGACGCCAUAAAAAUUAUGGUUCUGUGCCCUUUGAAUAUUCUCAUCUUAAACUGUCCUUUUAUUAACCAUAAUAAAAUGCAUCUAAAAUAAA
Molecule: messenger RNA, 775 nt
Organism: Labrus mixtus (cuckoo wrasse)
Lineage: Eukaryota; Metazoa; Chordata; Actinopteri; Labriformes; Labridae
Product: interferon alpha-inducible protein 27-like protein 1
Exons: 4
Coding region: 85-396 (103 amino acids)
Cellular component (GO): membrane
Source: RefSeq, a predicted model, not a curated record